CCAACAUAUGAUGUCGGCGUUCACCAACAGCGCACAUAGAGCUGUUUUGCUCGGAUUAAGGGCGACACGUCAAGCUGCCUUGACACGGUCUGUUCUGUCAUUCGAGGACACGUCAACUCCAUCCUCUAGCCCGCCCAAAGUAGCAAAGGCAACUGCUAGUACGAGUGUAGGAAGUGCAGAGAAUCUGAAUACGUCAGAGGAGAUCGAUGUUUCUGAAGCCUUGAAUGGAAGUAUCCCACUUGAGAGCGUGCCUUCUUCCGCAUCCCUGUCUUCACCUUUCCCUGGCGACUUUAUUACAACAGCAGGCGACAUUGGGUCCACUGAUUGGUCAACGAGUUACCAUGGCCUCUCUACUCAAGCCUUUUCAAAGGACAUCGCUAACAUUUUGUUGGCGCCUGUGGACGACAUGGAUAUAGAGAUGAAGCCAGAUGGCUUGAUCUACCUUCCCGAAAUCAAGUAUCGCCGCGUCCUUAACAAAGCAUUUGGACCAGGCGGAUGGGGACUCGCCCCUCGCAGUGAGACCAACGUUGGGCCUAAGGUUGUGAGCAGGGAGUAUGCGCUUGUCUGCCAGGGCCGCUUGGUUGCAGUCGCUCGUGGUGAACAAGAAUACUUUGAUCCAUCCAAUAUCCCUACAGCUACUGAAGGCUGUAAGAGCAAUGCCCUCAUGCGAUGCUGCAAAGAUCUCGGAAUAGCGAGCGAGCUUUGGGAUCCGCGCUUCAUUCGUGAGUUCAAGGUUAAGUAUUGCGUGGAAGUGUUUGCGGAGCACGUCCCUACGAAAAAGAAGAAGAAGUUGUGGAGGCGUAAGGACCAGCCGAAGUUUGAUUACCCAUGGAAAGAGUAGACGUACACUGUACAUUAUCACGUUCUUAAUCUUCAGGAGCACCAUGUGUAUCCAGCUGUGCAUUGGGUUAAUAUC
This is a messenger RNA of Suillus paluster, 916 nucleotides long. Its product is annotated as mitochondrial genome maintenance MGM101. NCBI's taxonomy places the organism in Eukaryota, Fungi, Basidiomycota, Agaricomycetes, Boletales, Suillaceae. Gene Ontology annotation, cellular component: mitochondrial nucleoid; mitochondrial chromosome. Bases 8 to 841 code for a protein of 277 amino acids. Gene Ontology annotation, biological process: interstrand cross-link repair; recombinational repair. The transcript is spliced from 6 exons. The record is from RefSeq and is a predicted model, not a curated record. Gene Ontology annotation, molecular function: single-stranded DNA binding.